Molecule: messenger RNA, 893 nt
Organism: Hibiscus syriacus
Lineage: Eukaryota; Viridiplantae; Streptophyta; Magnoliopsida; Malvales; Malvaceae
Product: RPM1-interacting protein 4-like
Exons: 5
Coding region: 96-806 (236 amino acids)
Source: RefSeq, a predicted model, not a curated record
UUGAUCGUAGAAUUUUCUGGGUCUUAUUUGUAGUUUGUUUGAUUACGAAAGAAGCUGAUUCUGGGUUUUCUUUCUCGAGUUUGCUAGAGUGAUAAAUGGCACAACGUUCUCGUGUACCCAAGUUUGGCAAUUGGGAGAGUGAAGGGAAUGUUCCCUACACGGCCUAUUUCGAUAAGGCCCGCCAGGAUCGAAAUGGAGGAAAGAUUGUGAACCCAAAUGAUCCCCAGGAGAGUCCGGCAUUACAUCAAGAACCAGUAGGACAUGGGCCUGGAAGGAGCAGGGAGGAAGGUGACCUCAAACAAUAUGCUGACUCUCCGGCGCGUAACGAGAACUUUAACCGCAGAGCUUCCGAGGACUCUAAACCUUCUCGUUACGGUGGUGGAGUAAGUUCCGGUGAAGCCCCGAAACGAUCUGCAAGAGCAAGCAUUGGAUCUGAAAACAGCAUAGAUAAAUCACCACUUCAUCACCAGGCACGGGGCGCAGGGAGGGGUAGCAUGGCAUCACCUGCGUGGGAAGGAAAGACUUCAUACGAUAGUAGCCAUGGUACUCCUGGGAGAACCAAAAUGAGGCCAAGCGCUAGAGGCAAUGAAAGUCCUGAUAAAGGUGCUGCUGUUCCAAAAUUUGGUGACUGGGACGAGAACAACCCAUCCUCCGCCGAUGGUUACACUCACAUUUUUAAUCAGGUGCGUGAAGAGCGGAACAACGGAGGCAAGGUAACACCGGGGGAGCGAUCUCCAUACCACACUGCCCGAAAACCAACUAACGGCCGUGCAAAGGGUUGCUGCUUCCCGUUCUGGAGGAAAUGAGCGGAUUUUGCUAUAAAUUUGCGUGGAACAUUGUAAAUACAUUGAAGGCUCCAUCAAAGCAUAGGAAUUUCACUGAAGUUGAGGGUU